Ananas comosus (pineapple) is the source of this 1949-nucleotide messenger RNA. Its product is annotated as katanin p60 ATPase-containing subunit A1. The transcript is spliced from 7 exons. Gene Ontology annotation, cellular component: microtubule cytoskeleton. Lineage: Eukaryota; Viridiplantae; Streptophyta; Magnoliopsida; Poales; Bromeliaceae. Bases 125 to 1684 code for a protein of 519 amino acids. Gene Ontology annotation, molecular function: microtubule severing ATPase activity; ATP hydrolysis activity; ATP binding. Gene Ontology annotation, biological process: microtubule severing. The record is from RefSeq and is a predicted model, not a curated record.
CCUAUCCUUCCUUUUAGCUCGAGUCGAUCGAGAGAAGAAGCUCUGCUUCUUCGUCUUCGUCUUCGUCUUCUUCUUCGUCGUCGUCGUCGAGGGUUCUCUCGAAACCCUAGAUCCGAGGUCGAAAAUGGUGGGGGCCCUAGCGGGGCUGCAGGACCACGUGAAGCUCGCGCGCGAGUACGCGCUCGAGGGCCUCUACGACACCUCCAUCAUCUUCUUCGACGGCGCCAUCGCCCAGAUCAACAAGCAUAUGAGUACUCUGGAUGAUCCCACACUUCGUGCGAAAUGGAUGAACUGCAAGAAAGCUAUUUCUGAGGAAAUAGACGUUGUGAAACAGUUAGAUGCCGAAUUAAGAUCAUUCAAGGAACUACCGGGUACUAGGCGGACGUCCUCACCCCCUAUACCUGCUAAAUCCUUUGUUUUCCAACCAUUGGAUGAAUAUCCUGCACCAUCUGGCCCGCCUUUGGAUGAUCCUGAUGUUUGGAGACCACCAAGCCGGGACCAACAGAACAGAAGACCGACGAGGUCUGGUCAAGCAGGUGUUAGAAGAUCCUCUCAAGAUGCAACAUGGGCCCGUGGUUCAUCUAGGGCUGGAACAGCUGGGCGUGGGGCAAAGUCUAGUACAAGCAAAGGUAGUUCGAGCGUCAGAUCAUCGACUUCUUCUGGGUUGUCUGGGAAGAAAGGAAAAUCAAGUUCUGGCAAGGGAGAUUCACAGAGUGGUGAUGGAGAGGAUGGAAAGCCGAGAAAGGGGCAAUAUGAAGGACCUGAUGCUGACUUGGCUGCAAUGCUGGAAAGAGAUGUCUUGGAGACGACCCCUGGUGUGAGGUGGGAUGAUGUUGCAGGACUUAGUGAAGCCAAAAGACUCCUAGAGGAAGCUGUUGUUCUACCUCUAUGGAUGCCCGAGUAUUUUCAGGGAAUUCGUCGGCCAUGGAAAGGUGUUCUUAUGUUUGGUCCGCCUGGUACUGGGAAGACACUUUUGGCUAAGGCUGUGGCUACAGAAUGUGGUACAACAUUCUUCAAUGUCUCUUCUGCUACAUUGGCUUCGAAAUGGCGUGGGGAGAGCGAGCGCAUGGUUCGUUGCCUAUUUGAGCUCGCAAGAGCUUAUGCUCCGAGCACCAUUUUCAUUGAUGAAAUUGAUUCUCUUUGCAAUUCUCGUGGAGCUUCAGGCGAGCAUGAAUCAUCCAGAAGGGUGAAGUCUGAACUUCUAGUUCAAAUUGAUGGUGUAAAUAACAGCUCUACCGGUGAAGAUGGUCAGCGCAAGAUAGUUAUGGUUUUGGCUGCAACAAACUUUCCAUGGGAUAUUGAUGAAGCCCUUAGGAGACGGCUGGAAAAGAGGAUUUAUAUCCCGCUUCCGAAUUUCGAGAGUAGAAAGGAGCUCAUCAAGAUCAAUCUAAGAACAGUUGAGGUAGCUUCUGAUGUAAACAUCGAUGAAGUGGCACGUAGAACAGAAGGGUACAGCGGGGACGACCUCACGAACGUCUGCCGAGAUGCGUCGCUGAACGGAAUGAGGCGAAAAAUUGCAGGAAAGACGAGGGACGAGAUCAAGAACAUGUCCAAGGACGAGAUCUCAAAGGACCCCGUCGCCAUGUGCGACUUCGAGGAGGCCCUUGCCAAGGUCCAGCGGAGCGUCUCCGCCGCCGACAUCGAGCGCCACGAGAAGUGGUUCUCCGAGUUUGGAUCGGCGUAAUCGAAAUUGCAUUUAUUAGUAUGGUAACUGGUUCAUCUUAAACACCAAUGUUUACAAAUAUAUACUGUAGUGUCUUUUGUGAAACAGAAGAUGUACCACUUACAAGUUGCUUUGUGUUAAUGUAAACCACCAUCAGCGUUAGUAGUGAGAGUGCUGCAUGUUCUUGGACCUUCCUGCAUUUGAUCUGAAAAAUGUAUGAUGCUAGUUGAACUAUGGACCAUUUACAGAUAGUUACCACAGUUUCAGAAUUUUACUUUUCAGUGUU